AUGCCAAGGUUCGCUAUAAAAACCCCCAGCUUGAGCAGCCUCGACAUAAAGUAUCUAUACACAAGGUUCUGGCGUGCCAAAUACUACCUCGAUAAAGCCGAAGUUUUGAUGUAUAAAAGCGUACAAUUGUUAAGAGCGUCGGCGUCGCUAACUGUCCUGUUCUUUUUGGGUCUUAGCAGCUUCCUGCAACUGGCAUGGGCACGCUCGCUCUCGGUGUCGCUGAACAUGUCGCUAACCCGCACUGAGGUGGCCGACAAAAACAGCUCUGUGCCCUCGAAGCUCAGCCAAGAGAUGCUGCGGACGUGCAUGAGGGAGACGGAUGUAUCCAUGUCCCAACUGAAGCUUUUUCGCCUAAGUUUAUUAUCCAACGAUUACAAUAACAACGACAAUGCAAUGGGCGCCAGCAACGGGGGCAGCGACGGAAACAACAUGGUCAAUAUGGACUACGGAGGAAGCCAGCAGCUGUCAUUCUUUGACCUGAAGCACAACGAGCCACUACAGUGCUUCGUUCGCUGCCUUUACGAUAAAUUGGGCCUUGUUAAGUACGAAAUGCUGCUGGAGGACGCGUUCAAGACCCAGGUGCAGAAUAUCGCAGAGCACGAAAAGCCUGAGAUCAGGGAGUGCAUGGACCUACAGAGCAGGAAUCGUUGUGAGGCCGCAUACAAGCUUCAUCUAUGCUACAACCAUCUUAAGACACUUGAGGCAGAACAGAGAAUUCGUGAAGUGCUAGAGCGGAGCGAGGUUUCUGAGCAAGAAGGCGAAGCAGACAAUGCGAUGAAGGAGAAUGAGGUGCCCACCUCCAAUGAUGACGAUGAUGUCGGUGAAGUUAUAAUUGAUGGUGUGAAGCACUCCGAGGAGAAUCAAAAAAAUUAUUGA
Molecule: messenger RNA, 876 nt
Organism: Scaptodrosophila lebanonensis
Lineage: Eukaryota; Metazoa; Arthropoda; Insecta; Diptera; Drosophilidae
Gene: Obp56c
Exons: 2
Coding region: 1-876 (291 amino acids)
Biological process (GO): sensory perception of smell
Molecular function (GO): odorant binding
Source: RefSeq, a predicted model, not a curated record